UGCCUCACAAGUGGUGAAGCAGGUCUGCAAGUGCCUAUAUUUUUCUCUUUUCUUUUUGUUUUUUUAAAGAUUUUAUUUAUUUAUUUAUUUAUGAGAAAGUGGGAGGAGAGAAAGAAAGAACUAGACAUCACUCUGGCACAUGUGCUGCUGGGGAUUGAACUCAAGACCUUAUGCUUGAGAAUCUGCUGCUUUAUCCACUGAGUCACCUCCCAGACCACUCUCUCCCCUUCUUUGUCUUCCCCUCUUAUCUCAAUUUCUCUCUGUCCUAUCCAACAACAACAGCAAUAACAACAACAAGGGCAACAAAAAUGGGGAAAAUGGCCUCCAGGAGCAGUGGAUUCAUAGUGUAGUUGGCUUUGUGCCCCAGCGAUAACCCUGGAGGCAAAAAAAAAAAAAAAAAAAGACCUGCUUAAUUUGCCUUUCCCCCUCAGUCAGUUGUACUGAUGCAGGUAAAAAAGAGAUGUGAUGGGGGCCAGAUGGUGGCGCACCUGGUUGAGUGUACAUGUUACAAUGCUCAAGGACCCAGGUUCAAGCCCCCGGUCCCCACCUGCAGGGGGAAAGCUUCACAAGUGGUGAAGCAGUGCAGCAGGUGUCACUCUGUCUCUCAUCCUCUCUAUCCUCCUUUCCCUCUCAAUUUCUGGCUGUCUCUAUCCAAAAAAAGAAAAAAAAGAAAGAAAGAAAGAAAGAAAGAAAGAAAGAAAGAAAGAAAGAAAGAAAGAGAUGUGAUGCAGGUAAAAAAAGAGAAAAUGAAAACAAUCAUUUCUUUUUAUUUUAUUUUUUUUACCGGAAUAUUGAUUAGCUCUGGCUUAUGAUGGUGCGGGGGAUUGAACCUGGGACUUUGGAGCCUCAUGCAUCAGAGUCUCUUUGCAUAAGCAUAAAAUAUCCUCCCUGCCCAAAGAAUCAUUUCUAUUUACAGUUACACUUCAUUUCAUCCUCUACAAAAUGUUCUUCUAUCAUCUUCGCUUUCACAAAAGCCUUAGGAGGAAGGUAGAGCUAGAAUUAUCACCUCUCACCACUUUGUGCAUGGGUAAACUGAGGCUGCAUUAAGCAUAGUGGUUCUCUGAGACUGUAGGACUGGUUGGCGAUAGCAGCAACAAGGAACCCAGUAUUCCCACUCCUUUUCUCUGCCUCCUACCACUUUCUGUUCCUGCUUCCUCUCCACCUUUCUUUUUGAUCUGCCUUUCUCUCUCUAACUUGGUGUCUUUUUUUUUCUCACUUUCUCUCUCUCGUGCUGCUUAAAAUUUUCCUCUUCUUCCACCAGCCCUCAUUCUAUGCAAGUCAUCUGGGUUCAUCUUUGCAAGAGCUCCAGACUUCUCUACUUCAGAAAUCUAUCAGACUCACAGCUACAGCCCCACACCACUACACCUCAGCACCUCUGCAAAGAGCAAGUCCCAUCCAGAUGCCAGGGUACAGAAAUUAACUCUGUGUGACACUCCCAGCCUCUCCAGCUGGCCCCAGAUAAGAUAAGAGUGGGGAUAGGCAUAUAAACAGGCCCCCCUCCUGCCCCUGAAUGAGGCUCCAACUUGCUCAACCCAGGAUCAGUAUGGCUGGCCAUCUGUGUGUGGUUGCCCUGGCCUUCAUCACCCUCCUCACUGUGGACAGGGAAGUACCAGUGUCAGCAGGAAAGCCCAUUUUCUCAAGAAUGCCCAUCUGUGAGCACAUGGCAGAGAACCCAGAUUGUUCCAAGAUGUCCAGCCCUGUCUGUGGUACUGAUGGGGUCACAUAUGACAGUGAAUGCCAGCUCUGCUUGACCAGGAUGGAAACAAAACAAGACAUCCAGGUCACGAAAGAUGCCAAGUGCUGACCCUAUGGGAGUCCGUUGAAGACAUGAGACUUCCAGAUGGAGAAGAGCAGUGGGAGCAGAUGAUGUGCACAAAAUAAAGAU
Molecule: messenger RNA, 1885 nt
Organism: Erinaceus europaeus (western European hedgehog)
Lineage: Eukaryota; Metazoa; Chordata; Mammalia; Eulipotyphla; Erinaceidae
Gene: SPINK4
Product: serine peptidase inhibitor Kazal type 4
Exons: 4
Coding region: 1511-1804 (97 amino acids)
Molecular function (GO): serine-type endopeptidase inhibitor activity; protein binding
Source: RefSeq, a predicted model, not a curated record